Messenger RNA from Baudoinia panamericana UAMH 10762, 2258 nucleotides. Its product is annotated as glycosyltransferase family 8 protein. Gene Ontology annotation, molecular function: glycosyltransferase activity. The coding region runs from base 282 to 2156 and encodes 624 amino acids. Gene Ontology annotation, cellular component: cytoplasm. The transcript has 2 exons. The record is from RefSeq and is a predicted model, not a curated record. Lineage: Eukaryota; Fungi; Ascomycota; Dothideomycetes; Mycosphaerellales; Teratosphaeriaceae.
GUGGGAAAUGAGACUUUCUCGCCGGGAGCAUGAGCAUGCGCUCGGUCACGUUGUCGAUUCGUGCGAGUCUUGUACAGUUAUCGAUCUUUGGUGGGCUGAUGUGUACUGGGUUUGUUGAUUAAAGCGUUCCAUUGAACGUGCGCACAAGAGAAGCGAUAGUGUAUAAUAUGGCAUGUACAGAGGGAAACUGGUGAAGCCGGUGGUAGUGAAGCUACAGCGCCGCCGGCAGCGAGCUUAUCAAGAGACAGCAAGCCAGUAUCAGCUCGCAUAGCGUAGUCGAUAUGGCAAUUGGAGAGGAUGUCUACUGCACGCUUGUGCUUUCGGACAGUUACCUGCCCGGCGCAGCGGUACUCGCCCACUCUCUCCGUGAUACUGGAACGACGAGGAAGCUGGCAUGCCUGAUAACCCAAGACAGCUUGCGAGCGAGUACCAUCACUGAGUUGCAAUCGCUGUACAAUUAUGUCAUCCCCAUCGAGCGCAUCGGCAACCCGAGUCCGGCGAAUCUCUACCUUAUGGGUCGGCCGGAUCUGCUGUACACAUUCACCAAAAUCCAUUUAUGGCGCAUGACGCAGUUCCGCAAGAUUGUCUACAUCGACUCGGAUGUGGUGGCGCUGCGAGCGCCAGACGAGCUGUUUGAUGUGACGGAAGGCUUCGCAGCGGCACCGGAUGUGGGUUGGCCGGACAUCUUCAACACGGGUGUCAUGGUGAUCGCGCCCAACAUGGGUGAGUACCAUGCGCUGCGAUCUAUGGCGUCCGCGGGAGACAGCUUCGACGGCGCCGAUCAAGGCUUGCUCAACCAGUACUACGAGCACCGUCCUUGGCGGAGAUUGAACUUCACGUACAAUUGCACCCCGAGCGCCAACUACCAGUAUGAGCCGGCGUACCGGUACUUCAAGCGGGACAUCAGCCUGGUGCACUUCAUCGGCGGAGACAAGCCGUGGCAGCAAGAGCGCUGGACGAAAGGCGUGUCAGGUGCGUUCCAGGAGCUGCUCGGUCGAUGGUGGGCAGUUUAUGAUCGACACUUCAGCGUCUCGACCUACGAGUACACAGCGACGGGCCGAAGACAGGCCGUCCAACAUCGAGCCGUACAGGAACAGGUCCGGCAAGAGACACAACCAGCGUACUAUGCUACCGGAUAUCCCGUCGAAUCCACGCAACCGGCACCGGCACCUAGUUACGAAGCGCCUCCCAUGGUAACCGAGGUACCUAUGACCGAGCCAGCACAACCUGUCGCAGAAGCAUUGGACCAGGGCCAUAUUGAGCCUACGCCCACCGUGCAUCAGCGCAAGUUCUCCGCUCCGCAGAUGGAAUGGGACGCCACCCGCGCCGCUCCGCCAGUCGAUGCGAAGCCCGAAGCAGCCAACUUCCCAACCCAACUCUACGAGUUCAGCCAGGACACCCAACCAUUCAAACCGCCCGUCUCUUAUCCGGAGCCGCCGCGUGAUAUGUGGUACGAAGUCCCGAAGAGCAAGCCGAAACCGCUACCCGCCAUCUUCCCGUGGGAGGAGCGUGUGCGAGAAGAGAAGGUGCGACCGACCAGAGUCUUCCUGGACGAAGUGCCCGAAAAGACACCGGAACUGGAGAAAGAGGAGGAAGAUGACUUCAGAGGCGGCGACGAACUCGAGGUGCGAGCAGAUGAAGACGGGAGAGCUUUCGAGCCGAAAACGCCGACAAUCCAGAUCAACGACGACACGCCAUGGGGCGCCUUCGGCACAGUCAAUAAGAAUGCUUGGGACGAAGUGGCGGGCAUCGAGGAGUACGUACGAGCUCUCACGGCGUUCCAGAAGAACCGGGGCAACUUGCAGGUACUGCAGCAUCAGCAGCCUGGCGCUCAGCAGCAACAGCCAACGACGAGCAAGGCAGACCAACAGCAUGUCCUCUCACCCGACAACGAACCGGAACCGGCUGAGAUUCUGGAAAAGGUGCGCGAGCGGAGAGAGAGUUUGAUCUUGACCGACUUUCCCUCUGCCGUGGAGAGACCGAGCUUACCCGUCACUCCUGCCCCCCGAAGGCGAGCGAGUUAUUGGGAUAAAGAUGAGGCGGAAGAGGCUGAGCUGGGCUUGCCGGCGGCGGAGGGCGUGCCGGAUCAGGCGGACUGGGUAUGUCCUCAGUGCGGCUUCUUUCUGCCUCCUUCACGUUUGCCCACUGCUAUGUGACUUGUUGCUGCUAACCACCUAUACAAUCUGGUCCGAUUUGUUGACAUUACGUCGAUACCUGUGGUAUGGGAAAGCAUAUGAGCUCAGAUAGCUGGCGAUCCU